Messenger RNA from Gadus macrocephalus (Pacific cod), 8192 nucleotides. RefSeq names its product calmodulin binding transcription activator 1a (gene camta1a). The transcript is spliced from 14 exons. The record is from RefSeq and is a predicted model, not a curated record. Gene Ontology annotation, biological process: regulation of transcription by RNA polymerase II. Bases 705 to 2858 code for a protein of 717 amino acids. Lineage: Eukaryota; Metazoa; Chordata; Actinopteri; Gadiformes; Gadidae. Gene Ontology annotation, molecular function: protein binding; double-stranded DNA binding; transcription coregulator activity. Gene Ontology annotation, cellular component: nucleus.
GUAAACACAGUAAACUAGCGUAAAUAUGGUGCGGGUUGCGAGCGGUUCUCGUCGAAAGUCUGCUCCACUCACCGGCCAGCACAGCGAGUCAAACACGCAUUUAGGCGACGGGUGUUUUUCCACCAGGCGACAGCUGAACCCUUUUUUUUUUUUCUCAAACAAAGCAGCGCAGACCCCAACAGCUCGGCGUCUUGAAAAUAGAAGGACAGAUAGUGAAUAAUAACGACGAGAACGACGCGGGCUUUUAAAGCACGACGAUCGGCGUGCUGGAAACUAGGGCGUCUGUUUACCUGCGGCGCAUGCGCACGGCGCGUACUCGCAGCGAUAUGUUUGAUUUUACUGCAGGCUAGGAGAGGAGGACUGAGUGUUAUAGGAGGGGAGGGGGGUUAAGAGAGGAAUGAGGGGAGGGGAGGGAGCUAUUAUAGGAAGAGUAGUAAGCGGUCUUUAUCUCUCUCCCCUCACGUAGCUCUUUCACUUUGUUCUAUUGUUGAUGAGUGCUGCUCUGUUGAGAUUUUUCCACCAAGGAUUUUUGCUUCUUCUGAUUCUUCCCCUCAAAUCACUCAGUAGUAGCGAGCCAGGGGGGCAUGUAGACAACUGCAUUUGUGUGAAAUGCAGAAUGGUUGGACUUUUUGGUCAGGAUGCGAGUGAAUGACACCUGCUUUUCCUAAAGACAAGGGACAGUUUGCUUUGAGGGGACUCUACCCAUGGAGAAUGACAUAGAAGACAACCAGUUCAGAAUGUCCAUCCUGGAGCGCUUGGAGCAGAUGGAGAGGAGGAUGGCCGAGAUGGCCAGCCAGCAGCAGGGCAGCGGGGCCGGCGGGGCAGGGCCCGGGACAGGCGGGGCAGGAAGUGGUGUCGGCGGAGGCGGGGGCAGUGGAGGCGGAGGCAACAGCAGCCAGUCACAGCAGUGCGUGUCGGGCUCGGGCCAGGCCAGCAGCUCCUUCGAGAGCCGUGUGGUGGUGGUCUGCGAGAAGAUGAUGAGCAGGGCCUGCUGGGCCAAGUCCAAACACCUCAUCCACUCCAAGACGUUCCGCGGCAUGACGCUGCUGCACCUGGCCGCCGGCCAGGGCUACGCCACCCUCAUCCAGACGCUCAUCAAGUGGCGCACCAAGCACUCUGACAGCAUCGACUUGGAGCUGGAGGUUGACCCCCUCAACGUGGACCACUUCUCCUGCACGCCCUUAAUGUGGGCCUGUGCUCUGGGUCACCUGGAGGCGGCGGUGGUCCUGUACAAGUGGGACCGGCGAGCCCUGGCCAUCCCGGACUCCCUGGGCCGCCUGCCCCUGUCCAUCGCCCGCUCCCGCGGACACACCAAGCUGGCCGAGUGCCUGGAGCAGCUCCAGAGGGAGCAGCAGCCGCCGGCCCCCCUGCCCCCCACCACGCGCAUGUCCUUCUCCUCGGCCCCGGACGCCCCCCCCACCACCGACAGCUGGAUGGUCAGCUGGGCCAACGAGGGCUUGGUCACAUCGGGCGGCGCCAAAGGCGGCGGCGGUGGCGGCGCCACCACCACCACCAGCAACGCCAACCCCAAUCUAGACCUGCGGAGGCCGAGGUCCGAGCCCUCCAACUACUACAGCAGCGAGAGCCAGAGAGACCUCCCGCAGGCCAAGAAACACAAACCCAACCCGGAGCUGUUCCAGGCGCGGCCCGACAAGGCCCUGUCGGUGCCGCUGAGCCUGGAGCAGCAGCAGCUGCACAAGCUCUCCUCCAGCCCCAAGAGCCUGUCGUCGGAGGGCCUGUCCGGGGCAGGCGGCGCCGGGACGGCCCGGUGGAGCUCCGGCAGGGAGAGCGGCUUCUCCAACAGCGGCCCGGGCAGGAAGGGGUCGGGGGUCGGCGGGAGCGGUGGGCUGGGCAAGGAGAAGCUGGCCGGCCGGCUACGCCAGAGGGAGCAGCUGGGCAUGCUGGCCAUGGCCGAUCGGGAGAUGGUGGACACGGAGCUGCUGUCCUACAGGGAGGACCUGGAGAGCCAGGACUGCCUCACGCAGAUGGACAACCUCCAGGUGAACAUGAUGUCCCUGGCCGAGCACAUCAUCGAGGCCACCCCGGACCGCAUCAAGAGGGAGAACUUCAGCGCGGGGGACUCGGUUCCCCUGGACACCACGGGGGUCAGCAACACCAUGAGCUGGCUGGCAAACUACCUGGGAGACGUGGAGCAGCUACCCAGCAUCAUCCACCUACGGUCGCUGUACAACGAGCCCCUCGGCCCGUCCUCCAACCCGGGCCUGAGCCCGGGGGGGUCCCCGCCGCGGGAGGGCUCCCUGGAGCGGCCCGGCCUGCCCUCCCCGGCCGACUGGAGCGAGUUCAUCAACGCCUCCAACAGCAAGGUGGAGCGGGACCUGGCCCAGCUGACGCUGUCCGACCCGGAGCAGCGGGAGCUGUACGAGGCCGCCCGUCUGGUGCAGACGGCCUUCCGCAAGUACAAGGGCCGCCCGCUCCGAGAGCAACAGGAAGUUGCGGCUGCCGUCAUUCAGCGUUGUUACAAGAAGUACAAACAGCUAACAUGGAUAGCCUUGAAGUAUGCACUUUACAAGAAGAUGACGCAGGCCGCCAUCCUCAUCCAGAGUAAGUUCCGCAGCUACCACGAGCAGAAGAAGUUCCAGCAGAGCCGGCGGGCCGCGGUCCUCAUCCAGCAGUGCUACCGCAGCUACCGCGAGUCCGGCCGCCUGGGACCCCACCGGCACGGCCCCGCCGCCGCAGCCCUCGUGCAACACAAGCUGAGAAGCAGUCUGCUUACCAAAAGGCAGGACCAAGCUGCCAGGAAGAUCAUGAGGUUUCUGCGCCGCUGUCGCCACAGCCCCUUGAUGGACCAUAGACUGUUCAAGCGGAGUGAAAGAAUUGAAAAGGGCCAGGGAACAUGAGACCCAGCAGGAGAACGCCCUCGCCGUGUGACAUCCAUCUCCUGACUCCUUUUUUCCGUUCCUCUUCCCCUUCUUUUGUUUUUUUUUCCGUUUGUACCCGGGUAUUUUACAAAGGGAAUCGAAAACAACAACAACAACAAAAGUGUCAAUGCAGACUGCUGCGGCGACGACCGCAGUGUGAUCGGAUUCUAGUCCUCGUAACUGCUGCCCCAAUUCUUCUUUUCAACCCAUUUCCUUUGGUUCCCACUGACUUGAUUUCAGUUGUUGGAUCGUGGCGACUCUAAUCGGACUACAAACUCAAGGCUGGGGGGAGGGGGAGGGAGAACAUUUGCUUCAUGGCAUUUCUGUUGCACUUUUUCAUGGAUUACGUGCUCUUUUCCGACGUAAAGGAAGAGCGUGUGCGUUAUGUUUUUUUUUUCCGGAUGUCGCAACGGGAAGAUGAACACGGGCCGUCGUCCGCGGGGGCCCGCCUCUCUGCAGACGACGGGACGAGAGACGAAUGUGUCAGACAAGGGGCGUGGAGGACCAUUAAGGAAACACAGACAAAAAGAUAAACAAUAUGAGCUCUACUCUUGUAUUUUACAACUAUUUCGAAGUGAUGGAUCUUUUUCAGUUGUGGGUGUUGGAGUUUUAUUUCUUUAUUUUCUUAACCAAACACAUUGGUAACCAAUUGACCCAUUUGCACAAGUCAACUCUCAUCCACCGCCAUAGACGUGUGCUUUCAGUUCAACCCUUCGACAACUCAUCACGUCCCACUGCGCUCCGCCCCGCCCCAUCCGUCCAAGUGGGCGGAGCCUCAUAUGAAUGUAGGAGGGGCUUUCCCAUUCAGAAACCAAGUAGGGGAGGGCAUUGUGGUUAUUUUUCAGUUUCUUAGGAAACGUCAUGACAUCAUUGUUUACAUUAUUGCUUUAUUACUUGAAGUCGAUCUCCCGUUGCGUCCGAUGUACACUCUGCGUGUGAUCCUCGGAGGUUCUGUGUUGUUCGACCCCGUUCGAGGGAAACUGCAUGACUCUGCAAAGCAUUGUUGCCUGUGUGCUUGUGAUUCGGUCGUUCUGUUUUAAAGAGUACCAGUUCUGCGGCGGUCCGGCGCCCACCGCCUCCUCCUCCUCCUCCUCCCCCUCCUCUUCCUCUACGGGUCCCGCCAUUGUUCUGAGUUCCCCCGAUGUGGUCUCCUUCCUCCCUUCUCCCUCUUCAUCCUCUUUUCCGUUCGUUUUUCCUCGUCGUUUUUUAUUUGUUUUUUUACGAGAACCCAAAAAGGAAGAUAUAUGAAAAUAAUCGACGUUGCCUCUGUUGUGUUGUAAACGUUAUUUGUCAUAAAGGUUGUUACUUGUUCUUUUAAAUGACCUUCAGGGCUCAGGAGGGCUCCUGAGGGGACGAUCACAUACAUUGCCUUGACGUCUUAGAGAUUCUUUGAGGUGUCCCUAAGCUACUCCCAAAAUAGGGGUGUGACAAAUCCAUAUUUUUGACAAUUGAGCGGUUUCUGUACAUAAAGAAGGCUGAAAGUACGUAGGGUAAAAAAAAGAAAAGUUAACAUUUACCCAAACGGGGGUUGUAUUUUAGAGAUAUAUUAUUUUAUUCAUUAAAAAGGGGUCAAAAAUAGGUAAUCGACAAAAACAAAAUAUUUGUAUAGUUUUGUUUGGAUGCCUAAAAGUAUGGUUGUAUUCUUUGUAUAUAGUGUAAAUACCUGGGAUAAAAAUGAGCUACAUGCAUGAAAAAUAUGAACAGAUCAAAAGAAAAAACAAGAAGAAACGCAGUAGUGGCUAUGCUCUGUAAAAUGAUUACAACUAUUUCACUAUAAGAGUAUUUUAUUUUAUUUUGAUUGUUCUUAAGAAGAACAUUUUGCUAAAGCAUGACCUAAUGCAAUAUGAAAAAGUACAAAAAAACAACCAUAGUGUAUUUAGAGUUAGGAGAUACCUGCAAAAUUAUCUUACAACAAGUAUGGUUAUGUUUACAUUUUAUUUAAUUUAUUUUGGUUUGUUUUAGGCUACCAAGAAUCUUCUGCCAUUGGUGCCAAGUAACGUGAAUGCUAUAUUACCGAACAAGAGAACUAAGUUAAUAUAUAUUUUAUUUUUAUUUCGCAGAACCGAUAAUCAUAAUUUAGAUCCACACCAACGUGAAUGACCUAAAGCUCACAGCUGGCUGACAAACAAUAACUCAAUGGUACAAACAAUGCAGAAGGAGUCACAUUUUAACAACACACACAGACAAACGUUGAGUCUCCCAUGUCUUCUCCAUUAACACCAUCCUGAUCCCAAACGUUUUGCCAUCACUGAAUACGCUUUGAUUUUCACAGCAAAGACCGUACAUCUUUGACAUUGUAUUUGAUUCUAUUUUUGAAAGUCGAUUGAAAUGUGUCACUGAAACAGGUUGUUUGAUCACAUUAAACGGUACGUUGAUGGCAGCCUUCUACCUAGCAAGAGAGAAGGCUGCCGUACAGGUUCCUUAAGUAUUACAAUCUGACAUUUGGGAAUAUCUGGGCCAUCGUGUAUUCAGUCGUUUAUUGCAGCAGAUAUUGGACUUCACAGACGCUACAGUAAUUAUGUCUCUGAGUCUUGGUCAAUUUAUCUUGAACAAGGCUGCCAUGAAUUGCGAUUAUUUUACUAAAGGUCAUGGAUAAGAUUGCUAUUCGUUUGUGAGCAAAGGGAAAAAACCUUGUAGCAAUGUUUUGUACUACUUUGCCAAACAGCUGAAUAGAUGUUCUCACAACUCAAAUGAAUGGUGCUAAACUGGUUCUGUCUGGAUCCCCACUCGCUGCAGAGACACUGCAGGGCUAAGGUUAGCAUGCUAGAGAGACAUCCAUCUCCGCUGUAGAUCUUGAACUCGGUUGUGUUUUGACAAACCUGGUUGCUACCGUACAAAAGCAGCUUGCUAUAAGCCACCUGAAACAGUAUUAUCAAGUCAUGCCUGCAUGUGCUUGAAACAAACACACAUGCAAUCGGAGGGGCUGUGGAUUGCUGCAAAUGUCUCUCAUGUAUUUAUGCCAGAGGUCGAAAAUAAGUGUUUUCUCUGUCUAAAAAAAGGGAUGAUUCUUUUGCCUCUGACGUGCCAUUGAAAAACUUCUUGCAUUUAUUGUUUCUGUCGACUGUGUUUUUUUCUCCAAAUGGGAUUGAUUUUUAUUGACUUUCCAGCUUUAUUUCUGUCAUCCACCCUUACUUGUGAGCGUUAUCUCCCGAGUGUUUAUGUAGAAAGUGCCUACUCAUAUCCCGCACAAAUCCAAAGUGCAUGCAAUGUACCUGAACUUCAAACUAUUGGGGAGAACAAAAAAAUACAGAAAGAAAACAGACAAAGGUCACGUUACUCCAGGUCUUACUGUCUGGAGUACGGGAAGCGAUCAACCCAUCACCACCAUCACGUAACACUAGCACAUACACACAACACCCAUCCAUUUACGACGUGUCAAAAAGCUAAGCUUGUGUUACUUUCUUUUCCUUUCUGUUUCUGCCAUUUUCUCUCUUUUCUACUGAAACUGCUUGUUAAAACCACAAGACUUUAGAAACGCCUCUAAAUCCUCUAGUUGUGGUCGGAAUGCCUCGCUGACGCAGUGUUGUGGCGGGAGGAGAGGGUUUUAUUGCGCUUGCAUGGGUUAAAUAGUUAAACUACGGGUGACAGAAGUGCACCUAAAGCAUGCUUAUUUUCCUAGAAUCGGUAGUCGGAUAGACAUGUUAAAAGACUUAUUGUUCUGUAAGAGGAUCAGCGCUGGUUUGACGUGUCACAGAACUGAGUCGAGGGCAGAGGUCAGACGACCCUAAGGGCAAAGUUGAAAUCCCACAAAUUAAAGAUAAGGAGUAAUUUGAAGUUUUUGACCAAUGUUUCCAUGGCAAGGCAUGGCGGAGGACAUGAAUGUUUUUUUGGUUUCGGUUUUUAGAGCAAGCUUCAACUUUUUAGCCUUUUUCUUUCAUUUGUUGAUUUUAUACAGAAGAUAUAAAUAUAUACAUUUGGAUCUAAUACGUGUGUUCCCAAAUGACAAAAUACCACGGACACCGUAAGAGACCAUUGUGAGACUGUAUAGGAGUACGGUACUGAACUUUACUAGUCACAGACACACGCACUAGACACCGCACAACACACAUGUAGACAUACGUAAACACACCCGUCUAGUCAGAAAGUGGACCGCGAGGGACUGGUUUACCUCACUACCUGUUUUCAGUUCAGUCGUUUUUUUGUUUUUGUAACUCAGGGUGCGGACACGGAGAGGAGGAAACACUACUGGUCACAUGGUUCAGGGCAGAAGGUGGUGAAAUUUGACGUGGGCCGAAAGCGGUGCUUUCUGGUCCGAGGCAGUAAUGGUCUACGUUGAUGGGGAUAGGGAUUAGAGUGAAAUUAUAUUUAACAGUGUUGGACGAUGGACACCAGUAUAAAAAAAGAGAAUAAAAGUAGACGUAUUCUGACUGAUGUUUUUCAUAGAAUCCUCUAUGACCAUUUUAUCGUUGUCGUUUUUUCUGUUGUUGUCUUGGAAUAGAUUUAUACAGACAAAACGGAGAGGGUUAGUCAAGUUUCAAUGGAAAGCUCACCUGCAAAUCUUGUUUUUACUGCCAUUUUAUGAGAUGGGAUGACAGGUAAGCUGAUAGGCGCUCUUCACUCAUCUACUGUUGAUUUCACGACGUUCUGCGAAUCCCGCCUUUCCUCCUCUUCUCCUUUGAUCACCCAAAACCAGACAACGGUAGGCAUCAGGGCAAACCAACAGAAACUAUCUCACAACAUAUUCCACUCGUGGACACAGAGCAAUAAGAAUUAUUUUGUGGAGACCUAUAGACCUAGUGAAGUUUAAAACGAUUGGACACAUGUAGUCGACUUACUCUUAUGCAAAUGCCAGUAUUGCAAGACAAGUAUUCAAUAGUUUAUGGACAGCAAUUAUAUGGCGCCCUUUACCGAAUUGCACGUUUUCAUCAAUUCCAAAACCAAGAAGAAAAAAAUACAGCCCUACUUUGGGUCCUCGACACUUUGCAUGUAAACUAGUGUUAGAUCUUUUUUCCUCUCCUCUAUAACUGUCUUACUCGUCUUUCCCAGCUUUGCAAACCUAUUUCUUUCCACCCUGAUAGUUUCACCCCUUCCUCCUCCUCCUCCUCCUCCUCCUCCUCCUCCUUCGUUCCUCUGAUGUUUUGCUUUCGUUUUCUUUCUUACCCUUUCUCGUUUGUAAGUUUUAUUUUUGUAAUUGUGCAUGUACAAGCGUCACUGACUCGAUGGAUAUGUAAAAAAAAAAAGAGAUUUCAGCUGCUGAAGCCAUGCAAAACGUUUUUGAAAUGCCCUUAAAAUAUGAAAUAUGUUUUCUGAAUGCUUUAUAUUCUUUCUGCUGUAAAAUAAUAAAACAAGAAAAAAAUUAAGAAAAUUCUUGAA